GACCACACCGUCCACGACCCCGGCGCCCCCACCAUUGCCACCCUGUCCCACCGCAUCAAAUGGAGCCGCAUCACCAAGGAGCAUGUCUCUGUCAUCCUGGUGGCCAUGGACGGAGAGGUCAAGGUGGAGGAGGACUAUCUGGAUCGGGUCCACAUGGUGGGCUAUCCCCAGACCCCCACUGACGCCAGCAUCAAGAUCACAGAGUUGAGGUCCAACGACACUGGCACCUACCGAUGUGAGGUACAGCACGGCAUCGAGGACAACCAUGACACUGUGGACGUCCUGGUUCAAGGUAUUGUGUUCCACUACCGGGCCAUCACGACACGCUACACUCUGACCUUUGAGAAGGCCAAGGCAGCCUGUAUCCAGAACAGUGCUGUGAUCGCGACCCCAGAGCAGCUGCAGGCAGCGUACGAUGACGGCUUCCACCAGUGUGACGCCGGCUGGCUCUCCGAUCAGACUGUCAGGUACCCAAUCCAUGAUCCACGUGAGAAUUGCUACGGCGACAAAGACGAGUUCCCCGGGGUGCGAACCUACGGAGUGAGAGACGUCAACGAGACUUACGACGUGUACUGUUUUGCCGAGAAGAUGACAGGCAGUGUGUUCUACUCUGGCUCUGUGGCUAAGUUCACCUACUCCGAGGCUGAGGAACAGUGCAGUAAGCAGGGGGCCCUGUUGGCCACCACAGGACAGCUGUACCUGGCCUGGCAGGCUGGUCUGGAUGUGUGCAAUGCAGGCUGGCUGGGGGACAGGAGCGUCCGCUACCCCAUCAACAUCCCAAGGCCGCAGUGCGGAGGGGGUCUGCUGGGGGUACGGACCGUGUACCUCCACGUCAACCAGACGGGGUACCCUCCCGAAUCCCGCUACGAUGCCUACUGCUACACAGAAACGGACGAGGACGGCUCGGGCAUGGUGGUGCCCACCAAGGCGGGCAGCGGCGUGCUGAGCGUCGCCACAGUGACCCAGGGUCCUCCCGAGGUGUUCUUCAGGAAGACGGCCACGGAGAGCGAGGCGUUGGGCGAUGUCCUGGCCACCCAGAAACCCACCAGCGUGGACUUCACCUUCGGGACUGAGCUGCCCCUGCCACAGCCACCCAGUGUCACAGAGCUUCCGUUCCCACAGCCGCCCAGUGUCACCGAGCUGCCCCUGCCACAGCCGCCCAGUGUCACCGAGCUGCUCCUGCCACAGCCGCCCAGUGUCACCGAGCUGCCCCUGCCACAGCUGCCCAGUGUCACCGAGCUGCCCCUGCCACAGCCGCCCAAUGUCACCGAGCUGCCCCUGCCACAGCCGCCCAGUGUGACAGAGUUGGUUGUGGAUGUUGUGGGGAGAGUAACGGCCAGGCCAGAUGUGGGGAGUGAGAUCAGCAAAGUGAGCGGAUCAGGAUAUUUAUUUUCUGCUACAGGUGUUGUGUUCCACUACCGUGCUGGCUCUAGCCGCUACGCCUUCACCUUCGAGGAGGCCCAGCUGGCCUGUCAGAGUGUUGGAGCCUCCAUCGCCACCCCAGAGCAGCUCCAGGCUGCCUAUGAGGCCGGCUACCACCAGUGUGAUGCAGGCUGGCUUCUGGAUCAGACCGUCAGGUAUCCAAUCGUGUCUCCUCGGGAAAAGUGCUCUGGGGAUCUGGAGACUUUACCAGGAGUGAGGUCCUAUGGACUGAGGCCCGCUGAUGAACACUACGAUGUGUACUGCUACGUGGACAGACUCAGGGGCGAUGUGUUCCAUGCUGGCUCCAGUGAGGGCUUUACCUACGACGGUGCUCUGGCUCACUGUCAGGAGCUGAACGCUACCCUGGCCUCUACUGGACAGCUCUACGCCGCCUGGAGACAAGGGUUGGAUAAGUGCCGCGCAGGCUGGCUAAUCGCGAGCGUCCGCUACCCCAUCACCAACCCCCGGGCGGCGUGUGGUGCAGGGAAGGCAGGGGUGUACACAGUAUUCACGCACAACAACCACGGAAUACCCAGACCUGUACUCAGAUAUGACGCCUACUGCUUCAAAGUGGACAUCUUGCUUCUCGCCAAUGAAACUGGAUUGAACAUCACAGAGAUAGAAGAGGCUUUGGUUAACCUCACAUCCAUCACUGAUUUGCUGAGGCCUGUCCUGCCUUCCAUCACUGCUCCCAUCUCUGUGGAGUCCUCAGGCUCUGGUUCUGGUUCCGGGGCCUCUGGGGCCAGUGGAUCAUCCGGAGAUCUCUCUGGUGAUCACUCCGGUGAACUGCCUUAUUCCGGGGAUCUGUCCGGGUCAGGUGAUCUUUCAGGCAGCGGGAGCGCCGAGAUUCCCAGUGGAUCGUCUGGCCUGAGUAGUGGAGAUGCGUCCGGCUCGGGGCUGAGUGGAGACGGAUCGGGAAUAACGGUCAUCUUCUCUUCAGGGAGCGGCAGUGUUUUAUCCGGUUCGGGCUCUGGGGGGUCCUCAGGAGGCUGGAGAGGGAAGCAUUGGGAUCCUCACCUUCCCCACACGAAUGGGAUCGGGAAUGGGAUUGGGAAUGGUCAGUGGCAGUGCGUUCCUGUCGGGAUCGGGAAGUGGAUCCGGUGUCACUCUAGUUCCAGUGAGAAGUUUUCCGGAUUUCCCUCAGGAUUCUUUCCCUCAGGAGGCUCCAGUGGUCAUUCGGGAGAGGAGUCGGGAAGCAGAGACACUCAGGUCCUGCUGAUCCAUGGGAAGCUGGUGGAGGUUUCCACCUCUCACACACACACAGAGCAGGAGCUUGGUGGAGGGGGCCUGGAGUUCAGCGGCUCCGGAUCGGGCAGCAGUGGCUCAGGGUUCUUCCCGGGUGUGACUUUCUUGGGGUCAGGGUUUACUGACCUCACAGGGUCAGCCUCAGGAGAACAGGAGGGUUUACUGACCUCACGGGGUCAGCCUCAGGGGAACAGGAGGCCUCGGGGUCUCUCCACUACGGCUCCGGGAAACGGUGAUAUCAGCGGUUCAGCCUCGGGCAGCAGUGGCUCAGGGUUCUUCCAGGGUGUGACCUUCUUGGGGUCAGGGUUUACCGACCUCACGGGGUCAGCCUCAGGGGAACAGGAGGCCUCUGGGUCUCUCCACUACGGCUCCGGAAGCGGUGAUAUCAGCAGUUCGGCCUCGGGCAGCAGUGGUUCUGGGUUCUUCCCGGGGUUCACCGACCUUACAGGGUCAGCCUCAGGGGAACAGGAGGCCUCAGGGUCUCUCCACUAUGGAUACGGAGCGGGAAGAGGUGGAUACGCAUCAGGGUUCGGAACGUCGGGCUUCCCAUCCGGGGACAUGUCUGAAAUCUCCAGAUCCUCCACCAGCGGUGAGGAGGACAGCGCUGUCACCUUCCUGACUAGUGACUUAAUGACAGAGGUUUCCAAGGUGACCACGGUUUCCAUGGAGCUGGGGGCUGGGCCAGUGGAGAUCAACGGGCAGGGAAGCGGGUUCCACUCAGGAGCGGCUCCGACCACCCAACCCAGGCCAGCGGUGUCUCAUCUGGGGCACACUCUGGAGAUCUGCUCUCUGUGGUGCUGUCCUCUGCCCAGUGACAGGGAGCUUAUGGCGGACACAGAGGGGCCAGAGGAGGCCCUGGCUGGGGGGGCUGAGCUGGAGGAGAUCACCGGCGAGUUUUACGUGACCUUUGCCCCCAACCUUGCUCCCACCGGAUUGGCUGCCACCACGGCCCCGGCCAUCUCCCUGCAGACCCCUGCCGUCAUGGAGGAGCCGUCCUCAGAGGAGGGUAUGCCUAACCCCUGUGACCCUAACCCGUGUGGUGCUGGGUCAUGCUCAGUGGAGGAUGGCGAUGGGCUGUGCCAGUGUCCACCCGGGAAAGUGGGAGAUGGGUGCCAGUAUGAGGUUGAUGUGUGCCAUUCCAACCCUUGUGCCAAUGGAGCCACCUGUGUGGAAAAUGCAGACUCUUACAAAUGCUUAUGCCUGCCCAGCUACGGAGGGGACUGCUGCGAGAUUGACGAGCAGGAGUGUGAGGAGGGCUGGACUAAGUUUCAAGGCAACUGUUACCUGCACUUCCCCGAGAGAGAGACCUGGCUGGACGCCGAGCAGCGCUGCCGAGACCUCAGCGCUCACCUGGUCAGCAUCAUCACCCCAGAGGAACAGCACUUUGUCAACUCCAACGGCCAGGACUACCAGUGGAUUGGGCUCAAUGACAAGACAGUGGAGAAUGACUUCCGCUGGAUAGACGGCACACCACUGCAAUUUGAGAACUGGCGGCCAAACCAGCCGGAUAACUACUUUAACUCUGGAGAGGACUGUGUGGUGAUGAUCUGGCAUGAGAACGGCCAAUGGAACGACGUUCCCUGCAACUACCACCUGCCCUUCACCUGCAAGACUGGCCCAG
Messenger RNA from Coregonus clupeaformis (lake whitefish), 4288 nucleotides. RefSeq names its product aggrecan core protein-like. NCBI's taxonomy places the organism in Eukaryota, Metazoa, Chordata, Actinopteri, Salmoniformes, Salmonidae. Gene Ontology annotation, molecular function: hyaluronic acid binding. The record is from RefSeq and is a predicted model, not a curated record. Gene Ontology annotation, biological process: cell adhesion.